AUGACAGACAUUGCAGAAUCUAUGAAACAAGAGGCAAACGAAGAAGCAGUAAAUGAUUCUCUUACCCUAAGUGAACUGAAGAAUAUUGUGAAACAGUUUCCCAACAAAACAAAACCUAAAGAAAUUUUGUUCUCUUAUGCCGAUAGUGAUGAUAUAUCCAAUGAAAUAGAUGAAUUCUAUAGUUAUGUCGAAAUCAGCCAAUGCCUUGAUUUUCAAAAAUCUUUUGAAGAAACUUUUGAUGAACCCUGGACAAAAUGCACAAUAUCUGAACAACGCACAUACGUAGAGUAUCUUUUAGAGACGCUUGAAUUAAAAGAUCCUCAACGAAGAUUUUCCUCAGCUCGGAAAAUAUUGUAUAUUGCUCAAGGAACAUUUGGUGAAAUGUCAUCACCCGAGGAACAUCUUCGUUGGAUUAAAGAAAAUAAUAAAUUAUUGAGGAAAAGCGGGGCUUUUUUGUCAUAUUUUCAAGCGCUUAAAUUAGCUUGCCAUGCUCAUGAUUAUUAUAGUCGCCCAGAUCUCAAUAUCGGAACUGGUGAACGGCAGGCUUAUAUUGACGAUACACACGCAGAAAUUGGAUUCUAUCUGACGCUAUUAUAUAUGCUUGUCGAGGUUCACCGUGACGAUGAAACAUUGGGCACAGAAUUAGUCGAGUCCGAUCCACCUAUGGCAGUUUUUCUAUUUGAAAUCAUUGCAUCAUUACGAGAAAAAAAUGCUAAAGGAUAUCCAGUUAAAAAGUUGCUACUUUUGCUUUGGAAAGUUCUUUUAACGAGUCUAGGAGGAAUCAAUGAAAUCAAUAGGUUAAAAGAAAUUGUCAGACAAAUGAAUGGACUGGCUCCUUUUCGCGACCGAGGUAUCAUGACAAAAUCCACACCACUUGACUAUCACACCUUCCACAAUGAAGUCACCCAAAAGUUUCCUACAUACACACCGCCACCUUGUCCCGACAUUAUUCCCAAACCAUUUAAUGUACUUUUUUCUAAUAAUGGAAGCGAAUCUUCUAAUCACAUGACCAACAAUCCUAAUGGGAAUUACAAUAAUAAUAACAAUUCUACUCCAAAAUCACGUAAACAACAAUUUCAAACGAAUCAACGGCAACCAUUUAUUUUUCCUUUCUCUGCAUCAACUCCCAAAGUGCCAAAAGCAAUUCAAGAAGCAGGUGAUCUAUACGUGAAAUUCAUGUACACCAGCUUGGGCAGUUUACAAUGUCUGGUUGAACGAGAAGAAAUGAAACGACAACAAAAUAAUAGUGCUAUGACGAAUGGAAUAAUAGAUAAAAGUUCAAUGAUCAAUGGAGAGAAAUUAAUCGAAGAUGGGAAUAAACGCGAGGCAUUGCACAUUGAUGAAAGAGAUCAAGAAAAAUUGGAGAGAAUUGAAAUGUCAAUAUUACCUCAUAUGCAAAAUAUUGUCAUAGUUCUUUUGAAGCUUUUACUUGCUACAGUAUCAUCAAAUAAUAACUCUAAUUCUUCGAAAUCAACUGAAAAUGGUGAAAAUAAAGCAAGUUCUUCGAACGGCGGUAUGGAAUUUGAUGAAGGAAGUGCUGCUGCCUCGAAUUCGACCAAUAACAACACUGUCGAAGAAGUAGAUAUAAUGCGGCAUCGUGAAAUAACUUCAAAAGCAGUUUCGGCAAUUUUAAUAUUAAUGCUUAAACAUUUUAAACUUUCUCAUGCGUUGAAAUUUGAAUAUCUCUCACAACUUUUAGUCGAUUCCAAUUGCUUGCUUCUCAUACUGAAGAUGUUCGGUCUACAAGAUGUUGCAUUAGCCAUAAAAGCAAACAAUGAAGUCGCAGAUUUAAAUUUCUUCCAAUUUUGCGCUGUAAACGCCCGAAAGGAAAAUGUCUCGAACAAACUUAAAGAACCUGAAAUCAUUGAAAAAACUAAAUCAAGUUUGACUGAGCAAGAAAAUAACGAAUCUUCCACUAAAGCUCAAGAUGAUGAAACGGACUUUUGUUGGCGUAAUUUUUUUGCCGCGAUUAAUUUCUUGAAAAUAUUGCAGAAAUUGACAAAGAAAAAAACGCAUAGAAUUUCAUUGCUAGUGCAGUAUAAGUCUUCUGCAAUUUUGAAACGCAUACUAAAAGUGCCGCAUCCUCUACUGGAGCUAUAUGCAUUAAAAGUAUUAAAGAAUCAAAUACCAUUCGUGGGAAGAAAAUGGCGCCAAAGCAAUAUGAAGGUUAUUACAUCGAUUUACCUAAAAUGUCGACCAGAUUUGAGGGAUGAGUGGAUAUCUUCAGCUGACGCUGAUGCAGAAUUGGAAGAUGCCUUGGCAAAACAAGCUCUUCGAGAAUUAAUUAAAUUCUACAACACACGUCAUUACCUUUCGCAAAAUGGAGAAAAGUUAUCAAAUGAAUCAUCUAAUCACCACGACGAUAAAGAUUAUUUUCCGGAUAUAUUUCCACCAAACCACACACAACCAUUUAAACCGUUUAACGCAGCAUACAUAGCAGACGAUAUAAUGCUCGACGACGGCUUCUUAUCCAACUGGGAGCAAUGGCUUCACGACGAAGUCUAUAGUUUUUCUACGACAACACCCCAUCUUCGAGGUGUCAACGAAUAUUACCAGGAUGACAUGUUCACGUUUUAUGGCGAUGGCUCUGAAUGGGAUGCGCCUUUAUCUCCCGCAGAUGAUGAAAAUAAAAAAGAUCCAUUUACUAGUGUUUCAUGGGAUAAUCUUACUCCUAACGAAUAUAUAAAUUACCAGGAAAAAUUUAAAAAUAGUGGGUUCAAAUUAACCUACGACGAAGAUGAUAUAUUACAGGCGCCUGAUUUUUCUGAUGAUCAUUUACCAUUUGAAACUAAUUAUCAAUGGCCAGAUGAAAUGUUGGGUCCAUAUGCUGCAAAAGAAAUUAUUAUUUAUGAUCCGAAAUCAUCUGAAGAAAAUCCUCAGGAGACAUAG
Molecule: messenger RNA, 2889 nt
Organism: Ambispora leptoticha
Lineage: Eukaryota; Fungi; Glomeromycota; Glomeromycetes; Archaeosporales; Ambisporaceae
Source: the annotation of a GenBank genome assembly